AUGGACAACAGGAAGUUCCUGCGGAUAGGGAAGAGCGUGGUGCACGGGCGCACGGGGCCGCUGCGGGGGGACCUGGGGAACGCGGCGGAGGAGCAGGAGAGGGGGAAGGGCGCGCCAAAGGGUGGUAGCAGCGGUAAUGGCGGUAGUAGCAGCACCGCUAACAACGCCACUAACAACGCCGCUAACAGGGGCAAGCCGGCCGGAGAGGCCGCGCAGGACGAAGGCGCGCUGAACAGCCACUUCAACGCGGAGGAGAGCGAAAAUAACAGCGGCGACAUUUUCGAGCAGCUGCUGCAGAGGGAACUCGCCAAGGGGGCGCUCGGCGGAGGCGUGGUGGGGAAAAACGCGAGCAAGGUGAAGGGGGGCGUGGGGGAGGAGUGUGAAAAGGGGAGAGGCAGCGUUAAUGGAGCGUAUGACAAGAGGGAAAACGCGAGCCACAGCGCGGGUGGGGGGAAAAGGGGUGGCGGGAAAGCGGAGACAGAGGAUCCCACAGAGAACCCCGCAGAAAAUCGCACGGAGGAUCCAGCGGAGGACCCCACGGAAGACCUGUCCCAAAUCGACCUAACCGUGCGCGUAAACAGCAGCCAGGUGAAGUUCCGAAUGCACGGGUACAACCAAGUGAUCAAGUGCUUCUCGGGAGAAGGCAACACGAAGGAGAAAAUGGAGGUGGCCAAUCUGCUCUUUAAGGAAGAAGACAGCGUGCUCAAGUACCUAGGAGACAACAAUUUGAUCUGCCAAAUAAAGGCGGCCGAGAUGACGGCAGAGUACAUCCGGGUGCUUAAGGAAAUCCAUUUUUACAGUUUUAAGGAGGUGUACCCAAAUGAGGAGGAACUGACCAACUCGUUCGUAAACGAUGUGAAGAAUAAAUUAUUUGCCAUUUUUACAAAAAUCGAAAGGGUGCUAAUCGAGAAGAUCCUAACGAACGCCAAGUCCUUCGACAGUGGCUACAGCAUCGUGAGCAAGAUAAUAGAAUUCUGCUCGAGCGAUAAGGUGACUGUGAAUGUGCUAACUGUCUUGUGUGAGCAUAUGCAUGGCAUAUAUUUAAAGGCGAACAAAUCAGUCUCCAACAUAAAGGGGGUUAAAAUAAAGGUCAUCUCGUCGGUACUUCAACUGCUGCACAAACUGCUGAGCUCCUUUGGAGCAUCCGUCAUAUGCGUGAAGACGCUAAACAAGUUUUGUUUGAAAUUUAACGAAAUGGUAGACAAAAGUGUGAAGAGCAAUUUCUACCUCCUCUAUAUAGAAAUGCUCAGCCAGAUUAAAAACGCAGAAUUUCAUAAUUGCAUUUUGAACGAGCUGAAUAGCCAACAGAAGAACUACAUAACGAAGGAACUGCAGAAGGAGGAGUACCAAAGAGGGGCAGGGGCGAAGCCCUGGGUGAGUACCUACCUACUGAACCAGGGUAGCAGUGGUCAGGGGAAAAUCGGGGCAGAUGGAGAUGACCACCCGAAUGAUAGCUCCUUUUCCAACAAUUUAAGCAACCUAAUUGAGGAGGCAGACGUUUUCAAAGAAAUCUGCACAAAGCAGUGGGAGAAGAGAGUCCUCGAAGGAUGCAUUGAUAAGAACGUCAGCAGUGGAAAUAACAACAACAGUGGAAGCAACUCCUUGAGCAAUGAAAAUCUACUGCCAUGGAAAAUCAAAGUGGAAGCCAUCAAUCUGCUGUGCGACAAAAUGAAGGCCAAAUGUGCGAUUAAGAAGACCCCAUAUAUUAGCACCCUUUUAAGUAUGAUUAAUAAGCUUUUAAAAAAUGAGUCUGCCCUUCCUGUGGUUGUUUCCACGCUGAAGCUGCUCCACGUGUUCAUAGAAAAAUUUGAAAAGGAGAUUUACGCCACUGUGAAGUCGUUCUCUUUCAUCCUUUGUGCGAAGCUGAAGGACUCAAACAAGCAGGUGUCCAACGCGUGCAUGGAGUGCCUGACCAAGGCCAUCUGCGUUUACAAUAUGGAAAUCUUUAUCGACGAUUUGUCGAAGAAUCUGAAGGAUAAAAAUAAUAACACGAGGAUGGUUACCCUCGAGUUUUUGCUCAAAGUGUUUGAGCACGUCGACCGGAAGAACGUCGUCUCCAUCAUUGAGGUCACCAAGCAUUUGCUAAACGACACCGUGGCGAAUAUUAAGAACACGGCCUGCAAGAUGUACGCCCUGAUUGUCACUAACUUCGGGGAGGAGGUGCACCCCGCCUUCUUCGCCGCCCUCCCCGCGAAUAAGAAGAAGUCCAUUUUGGCGCUCUGCGUGGGGGGCGGCGUAGCAAGCGGUGGAGGAAGCGCUGUCGGAAACAGCGGUAUUGGAAGCGGCGUGGGGGGCGGCGUAGCAAACAGCGCCGGAGGCGGGGCGGGCCGGCCCCCCCACGGGGAAGACCCGCCCGGCGGCAGAUCAACCGGGGGGGCCGCCACCCAAGGGGACAACGUCGAACAGGUGCUGCCCAGGAAUAUCACGAAUAAUAUGAAAUCGAACAGCUACACCGCCAAAAUCGAAGCGAUAAACGAACUGACCAAAUGGAUCGGCUCCGAGAUGAACAUGGCCAAUGUGCACUUGGAGAACCUACUCAGCUUUAUAAAAAAAAACUGCUACGAUUUUAAAGGCAAGUACAUCCAGCUGAAUAACGCAGUGUACGAUUUUUUCAACCAGCUGGUAGAUCACCUGUACCAUUUUAACAUCCACCAAGGGAACAACCCGCACUUUGUGAAAGUCAUGAGCGUCCUCAUCCCGCUCUACAUGGAAAAGACAAAAGACAAAAGGGACAGCGUCCUCUGCAACAACUUCUUGCAGAAGUGCUUCCAAUAUUUCGAUAACAAUGUGGUGAUGGACAUCGUCAUAAGGAGCAGCGACGCUAAGAAUGCCAAGAAGUGCGAGGAGUGCAUCAAGAUGCUGCAGCGGUUGUUUCUCUUGAAGGCGGCGAACGUCGGGGCUAACACGGGACCGAAUACCGGAGCGGCCUCCUCUGGGAACGGCUCCCCCCCCAGCGUUAAUGUGAAGAGCCUCAUCUUCUUUUUGAAAAAAUUCGUCGACUCGAAAAAUACAAACCUGAAGAACUCCUCCAUCCUGCUGUUGCAGCUGCUCAGCAGGAACUACGGAGACAAAUAUGUGUUGUCUCACUUGGAGGGCAUCUCCGAGAGCGUGCGGCAGUCCGUCAAAUCGAAGGAGGACGUGGAGCGCUUCGUGCAGAGGCAGGGGCUGCAGUCCUCGCUGCAGUCCUCCGCCUCCCUGGUGCGUGCAGCGGAUGCCAACAAGUGCAGCGGUAGCAGUGUGAGUGCCGGGGAGAUGGGCAAGAAGCAGGUUGGCGGUCAGGCCAGCGGUCAGGCUACCGCCCAACAUAGCAACCGCCACGCCAAGUGGGGGGAGGCCAACCAAGAGGAACCCCUUGCAGGGGCCCAGAGCAACACGGUCGAAAUAGACUACUCGAACACGUAUCUAAAUUACAAGAGCACCAAAAUUGUUGCGAAGAAGGAGGACGGAGGGGAGCAGUUCCCCGCGCGCACGAAAGAGUCAGAAGCCCAGGAGCAGUGGAAGGGGGCAAAUCGGAACGACCAGGAAGACUACGACGAAGGGGAGGACGACCCGGAAGACGAACAGGGGGAAGAUGAAGAGGAGGAAGAAAAAAUGGUAAACAUAAGUGACCUGGUUAGGCAGCACGUGAGCCAUAUAAUGAGCGAUGGAAACGAAAGAAGUAGCCACAUUAGCAAAAUCAUUAACGUAAUAGAGAAAGUGGGCAAAUAUUAUAUCAACCCGGAGAGGCUAGAAGUCCUCAUUAACAAACACACCAUGCACAAGAUUCUAAGCAUCAGUAAGAGCAAGUGCGCGGAGCUCCUCUACGUGCUCAUGUUUUCCCUAAGAGAUAAUGUGCACCUGUUCGUGGAUACCCUCCUGGAUUGCAUAGUGAAGAUGAUUGAUGAUGCGGAUGUUGGCCUAGAACAGAUCGACAAGUUACUCUCCUGUUUGUGUAAAAACGUGGGGAUUUCAAAAUACAUUGGGUAUAUAAACGGAUUCAUUAUGAGCGAGAAAUUGAGCAACAUGCGGGAGGAGGGGGGAGCUGCCCCCAUGUAUGCUAGUGGUCAAUCCAGUGGCCGCUUAGACAACCAAGGAAGGAGAUCCCCCAAGAGGAACAAAAUACAUGUGCUCAUCAGUAACAUUAACACGAAUCAUAUUCUUCUCCUAAACGAAAAAGUCAUUAAGAAGAAGGUCCUCGGGUUUUACUUGGACCUUUUUUUUGAUGACUGCGAGGAGGUUAGACAGAAGUCUAGCCAAGUGUUAGAUCAUAUCUAUGCAAAGUACAAGGGAGCGAUUUUUUUAGAAAUUUAUGAAAAGUUAUCCCUCCACAAGAAGGAGUGUCUCCAGGAUAUUAUUAACCAAAUGAAAGCAUCAAAAGAGGACUUUUCCUUUUACGCCAUUCUGAUGAGUAACCAUUCCCAGUUGAAGAGGCUUUCAAACAACGAGAGCAAUUUGAGUGGCCCAACGCCCACGCUGUCCAAAUCGAGGAGCAUCAAGAGACUUAGCUCCAUCAGCAAGAAUAAAAUUUUAAAAAUCGAAUUCCCGCCGCAUCACAAAAUAAAGGCGGACGGCCUAAAAUGGGAGAAGCACUUUGACCAGGCGCACGCCAACUACCUCACGCGGGAGUUCAAGCCCUUCAGCAGCCCGGAGCUGAUUGUGCACAUGUUUAGUGACAACGCGAAUGUGGUGAACAGGAGCAUCCUCUUCUUCAAGGACUACCUGAGCAACAGCUCCAACCAGUCGACGCUCUUCUCCAAAUCUGGCUUCCUCGGCCUGCUGCUCAAGUGGAUCUUCUACACCCUGAAUGGCCACCAAAGCAGCCACGAGCUGCUCUGCGCGUGCGUAAAUUUGCUGAGGAUAAUUCUGAAGACGAUCGAGGACAACUACGUGUACCUGAAUGAGCAGGAGCUGGUCAUGGUGGUCAACUUCAUUUGGGACCGCAUGAACGCCGCGGCGACCUCCUCGGAGAUGAGAAAAAAGCUGAAGGAGAUCCUCCUCUGCCUGUGCUACAUCUCGGACCACAAGCUUUACUUCUCCCUCCUGCUGAAGAACCUUUCGUCGUGCAAUCAGAAGCGCAUAUGCGACUCGCUGGACCUGAUUUUGAAGCUGCUGAUUCUGUACAAGGAGAAGUGCCUCCACGUGGAGAAGGACGUGAUGAAGAUUUUGCAGGUCUUCACCGUUCACAGCAAAAACAAAGGCGUCACCAUGUGCUGCCUGAAGAUCUUUGCGAACAUCCAGUCCUUCUGCCCCGGCUUCUACAAGUGCAUUGACAACGACGACAUCUCGACCUACCUGAAGAGGAAAGUCGACGAGUUCGUUGAGAACUGGCCGGAUUACAAAAUUUGCCCGAAGGACACCGAGGACGAGGAAAAUAACAGCUCCUACCAAAGCGACGACUCCGAAGGCAUCCCCAAGGAGGAGGGAAACCGCGAGCUGGCGGCCUACUUGAAGAACAACACAAGCCAGAGGAACUCCAUAAGGAAGGAAGUGGAGGGACACGUGAGCGAGUUCCGCAGAAACGUGGAGGAAGUGCUGGAGGUGAAAAAGAAAAUCGAAGAAAUCGAAAUGGACCGGACGAACGAAAGCUACAUGAACGACCAGAUCUCCUACGUGAGCAUCUCCAACAGUUUGAAGUUUGCCAUGGAGGGGAACAGCUACUCGAGGAACAAAGAAAUAUUUCACAUUUUGGAAUCUAAAAAUAGUGAAAAGGUGGAGGGGUCAAAUAGUUAUGAGAAUUCGCUCAUCUAUUUCCGCUUCGUGUAUUUGGCCUCUUUCCUCUACUCCAAUGAUGUGGAGACCAUUUCGAGGGUGUGCCGCCUCAUCGUGGAGAACAUCGUGCAGGUCGGGAAGAAAAGCAAAAACGGGAACUUCAUCCUGAAGGAGAGCGGGAACUACAUUUUCAAAAACUUCGGCCUGUUCAUCACCCUGAUUAAGGGCGCCAACUACUCCCUGAGGUUCCUCUUUAAGAAAAGUUUUGCAAAAGAUAUAAACCAAUCGUUCGUUCACUUCAAUGCGAUUUUGAGCAACGUCCUCUUGGUGGACAUCCUAAUGAAGAAGAAAAGUUGCAUCGCCAGACUGUCCUUCAACCACUUCUCCUUUUUUUUUAUAAACACCAUCGUCUGUUUGAGCAUAUACACCAAGGUCAUUCACACGAACAAGAGCAUUUAUUUUUUUAAAAAUGGAUCAACUGCAAGAAGUCUAGUGACAAGCAUACUAAAUAAUCUCCUAGGGAGAGAAUUUCUUACGAGCCACUCCAAACUGCUGGAAUAUGUCUGCAACGUUUCUCUAAACCUCGGGUUUGAUAUAAUGAAAAAUAAAAAGAUCCUCUUGGAUGACCUGACCGACACGAGUGAAUUCUACAUCUAUACAAAUACUUACAUCAAAAUAUUAAACAAAAUUUAUAAAAAAAUUAUGAACAAAAUUUGUGAGGAAGAUAGGAAAGACAACCCAUUCGUGUAUCGGAUUCUACAUCUGUUGUUUUUAAAUUUGCACCGCUAUGACAUUUAUUUGGGUAGGAUGCAGGGCGAUCGGGGCAGGAAGAGGAAGAUGGAGGGAGAGCAGAAUGAGGCUUCCUUUGGGGGGAGCCACAACUCGGGGUCCUUUUACGGCAAGAAGGUAUGCAACGGGGAGAGGCUCAGUGGGGAUGCCGCUAUAGGGGGGGGCGCCGUCUUCCCGGGGGAGAACUCCGACCAUUCCGUUUUUGACUGCCGCGCGGUUUAUUAUGAGAACUUGGGCGGGGCACCCCCCGGAGAUGCCAUUCCCACCGGGGGGGGUGGCGGUGCAGUGACUGCUGGAAGUGGUGCAGUGAUUCCCGGCAGCGGUGCAGUAAUUCCCGGCAGCGGAGGCCUCGGCGCGGGCAGGGCGAGCAACGCGGGAAGGGGCGGCCUCCCCCCAAGAGCCAGCAAUGGGCAGCCUCGACCGAGCAAUGGGCAGCCUCGACCGAGUAACACACAGCCUCGACCGAGCAACACGCUUCUUCGACCGAGCAGCGCGCAUCUCCGACCGAGCAACACACAGCCGCGACUGAGCGGCACCAGCAGGACGGCGAGCGUCACCCAGGAGGCAGAGCACGAGCCCAGCGGGGAGGCGGCCCAGCGAGCGGGCAACAACACAGACGAGACAACUCCCCACUCGAGGGAAGAAGCAAACAAAGUGCACGCAAGCAGAAUGGACUUCAUGACCAAAUAUCUUUUUUUCAUUCAACUGAUCUUCUAUGGGAUUAAAAAAAACAACCCCCUAAUAUUACUAGCGUAUGUAACUCACGAAAUAAAAAAAAGCUACGCAAUGAACCUGACUUACUAUUAUGGCAAAAUGGAGGUGCUGCUGAACAAAGACGUAAGGAACUGCGUGCCAACGAUAAAUGUAAACACGUCGGGAGAGUUCUACGGGCUGGACUUUUCCUUUCAGAAGUUUCUAGAUGAGCAUGAGCAUCUGCAAAGGUUGGAAGAACCCAUUUUGAGUUCCUACAAGGAGGUAUUCAGUCAGUAUGCUACCCUCGACGCGGAAUCGAUAUACAACAGUUUUGAUCUAUCCAUCGAUGAGGUGGUAAAUAAAAAAAGGGAAUUCCUGGAAUCUCUAAAAAUGAUGAAUGUGAAUGAAGUGGCGUUCAACUCUAGCAAAUAUGAGCACUUGAAGGCGGCCAUUUUGGAGUACAUCAACGAGCUGCAGAACACCGAGGUGCUGGACGAUCUGCAGAGCGUCGACCAUGCGUCGGAUUAUGACUUUCUCUGCACCAUGUAUAGGAUUCCGAAGGAGGUGGAGAGGCAGCCCCCGGGGGGGGGAAGCGGCGUAAAGGAGGGCGGCGAAAAGGGGGACCAUUCAAAGGGGGAUGGCGUAAAAGGAGAAGGCGUAAAAGGAGAAGGCGAAGGAGACCCCCGCGCGGACAAACCAAGCGACGCAGAUGUGGCCCAGCGGGAUGAUCAGAAGGGGCCCACUUUGGGGAACGGGGCGAGGGAUGUACAGGAGCGGAAGGAUGAAGACACCCCGGGGAAACCCAAUCAAAGGGGGGAAGAAGAAGAAGACAACCCGGGGGAACCCCAUCAGCGUGGGGAAGACACCCCCCCACAUGGGAACAUCACCCAGUUGAGCUUUCCCGAAAAGAAAGAAGUGACUUUCAUUAGUCGAAGCAUUUACCUACGAAACGACACCGUGGAAAAUAUAGACUUGCACGAACUGAAACUGAAAUGUGAUUCUACGCUGAGGGAGGCGCACGGUGGUCUGGCUGGGGAGAAGGCAGAUCCCCCGUUCGGCGUGAAAGACAGUAGAGAGAGUGGAUCGCAUCAGAGCGGUGCUAACCCAGGGGUGGUCCCCAAAGAAGGAAUGGAAAUCCACUCGGGGGGGGAGAAACACCACCCCAGUGCCGCCUACGAUAAGAAGGACCCUCUAAAUAUUUUUAACAAUAGCAAAUUUGAAACAUGUGGAAGACGUGUGGGGGGGCACAAUGAAGAUCCGCUGCAGACGGAGCGGCAAAUACGGGGGAGCCAGGCUGAGCAAAGCCACUUUCACUCAGACCCGAGCAAAUACCAAGUGGAACAGAAGCACUCAAGUAAUAACCCGCACAGUGCUUAUAAGCAUGCACACGCUGAAGAGGACUCACAAGGGAAUAAAACGGAUUAUCACAUUAGCGUUUGUGCAGCGGAAGGGGAGAGUAAAGGAAGGCAGCUCGAUGGGCAGGGGAGCUUCUCCAUGGAAAGAACCUCUCCGCAUGGGGGAUCAAUCGAGUCAGCGGCAGGGCAGGGCUUUCCCCCGGUACCCCCCGCUCAGAUGACUCAACAGGGCAGACUUCGCAACAGCGAAGAGGCGGUGAGGAAAACACAAAUGGGAGUUGGCGAUUUUGCGAAAGAGAGGCCCAGUGCAGACCUGAGGGGGAGCACCCUCAGAAGCAACACCCUUAGAAGUAACACCCCACGAGCUCUCCACGCGGAUCACACACUGGCUGUGGAGGAGAAACCCCAGUGUGUGCUCAAGAGGGGCAAGUCGAACGACGGGAAAUACAAGUGGUCUGAUUAUGGAGGGUCCACUGUAAUGAGGGGAGACAGGCAAAACGGCUCUUCAUCCUGCGCAGUAGCCGCCACGGGAGGGGACCACGGCAGACCCCUUACAAAGUCCAAAACGAAUGUAAAGUAUUUAAUAAAGAAAUAUGAAAGUCAGAGGGACAUUGUGGGUGCAUCUCACAGCGUGAAAUCAGCGUCCAUUUCUUCGAGGGGCAAAAAUGCAGAAUCCCUAACCACCGGCAGCAACGGCAGUAGCACCUUCAACGGGGGGGCAACCCAUCACCACAGAAGCAGAGCAAACAGAGUAGAUAACCCAAUCGGUAAUAGCAAGGUGCCUUCUUUUCAAGUAGAUAAGAAGAAAAAAUACCUGUACGAGCGGAGCAUGAGCAGCUCAUCAUUUGACGUUAAGGCGAAAGGAGGGGGGGACAUCCAAAACACCUCCAACAGCGUGAGGCAAAAUGCUAUCAUAAGACGUUCUGACGUUGGCAAGAAUUUCUCCAACACGCCCUUCCUCCAGAAGGGAGAGAAAAGGAGCUUUCCCCACGCGAGUCACAGCAACAGUGUGAGCAGCCGAAACGAGGCCGCCGCCACUGCGACUGCCACUGCCACCGCCACCGCCGGUGCCAACUCGAAGAGCCACGGCGCGCCGCCGAGUCAUUCCGCGAAGAGAAAAAAUAACAUCGGUAUUUCAAUUCCAUUAAAAAAAAGUAUAUUAAGAAUGCUCUCCGUUUGUUCUGCGCGAGGCGCGCGGGAUGUGUGUGUCCGUCCCCACAGCUGUGUGUUUGUAAAUGUGUUUGCGCAGAUGGGCGUGUUUUGCGUGCCAUUUAUAUAUGCCAGUUGUGUACGCCUGUUUUGUAUGCCCAUUUUGUGUGCCUCUUUUAUAUGCUGUUUUUUUUCCCCCUCCCUGCAGAAAACCUGA
Messenger RNA from Plasmodium vivax (malaria parasite P. vivax), 9891 nucleotides. RefSeq lists its product as hypothetical. The record is from RefSeq and is a predicted model, not a curated record. NCBI's taxonomy places the organism in Eukaryota, Apicomplexa, Aconoidasida, Haemosporida, Plasmodiidae. The transcript is spliced from 9 exons. Gene Ontology annotation, biological process: establishment or maintenance of microtubule cytoskeleton polarity; mitotic spindle organization; microtubule polymerization. The coding region runs from base 1 to 9891 and encodes 3296 amino acids. Gene Ontology annotation, molecular function: microtubule plus-end binding; microtubule plus end polymerase activity. Gene Ontology annotation, cellular component: microtubule plus-end; centrosome; spindle pole.